This is a messenger RNA of Periconia digitata, 1573 nucleotides long. The record is from the annotation of a GenBank genome assembly. NCBI's taxonomy places the organism in Eukaryota, Fungi, Ascomycota, Dothideomycetes, Pleosporales, Periconiaceae.
GAUGGCGUCGUGGUUCGAUUGGGUGAGGGGGAAACGCGUUGUCGAGCGUGUUCCUACCGAUACGGUUAUCCCGUUAGGUUGGCUGGAUGAUACGAAGACCAAUCGAAGUAUGAUCCUUGAUUUUGCUAUGCUGUUUGAUGAUGUGCUCGAUGAGAAAAAGCUCAUUCACGCGCUGGAGAAGCUGGUAGAAAAGAAAGGGUGGAAACGACUGGGCGGGAGACUCCGACUUAACGCCGAAGGAAAACUUGAAUGUCACAUCCCCCAGGAAUUCUCAACAGAAAGACCAGCCGUUUCGUUCACCCAUGAGAAGCACGCCACGAGGAUUGAUGAGCACCCGCUUGCUUCUAAGCUUCCACGUGCAGAUGGCUCCGUGCAAGUCAGCUCUGGUUUCGAGUUCUUGCGCCCAUUGCUUGUCGCUGAAGGUAGUCCCACCAAAAUCGAGGACUUUUGCUUUGGAGACUAUGCAGCGCUAAACUUGCGCAUUUUAUCUUUCACGGACGCAACUUUGGUGAUUAUAAAGUGGCCACACGUCCUAUUCGAUGCCAUGAGCCAGAAUGCCAUCAUCAAGGCGUGGACAGCAAUACUCGAGGGACGGGAUCAAGAUGUUCCCAACCUGAUGGGCGAACAAAUGUCACCCCUUGUCUCCCUUGGUGCGCGUUUGGACCUGGAUGACGAGCACGAGGAAAGAUACGUGCUCGAGAAGAAGGCAAUAACCAACUCCCAAUUCUACAAGUUCGCCUUCAACAUGAUAUGGGAGUUGACGUUGUACCGCGCCGAGGAAUCUCGCAUGAUCAUGAUUCCCCCUCCAUUCUUCGCGAAGAUCAGAGCAGAAGCAAUGAGAGAUCUCGAGGCGAUGCAGGAUAAGUCCUCGCUGGUCAUGGACACCCGCAACCCUGACAAACCCACACCUUUCCUUUCUGAUGGUGAUAUCUUAGGCGCCUGGAUGCACCGACUCUUUACUUCAUGCCAGCCCUGGGCAUUAACCGCACCCCCCACACGCAUCAUCCAUAUAAUGAACAUGUUCAACAUGAACGAUGUACUGCGAAACACCGAACCCAAAAUCCUAACCAAAGAUGACGCUUUCGUCGGCAACGCCGUCACUGGUGUAAGCACUUUCUUCCAGCUCGACGAAAUCCUUGCCCUUCCUCUCGGACAAGUUGCAGCGCGUCUUCGAUCAGACUUGGCUGCUCAGACUACACGGCCUCAAAUCAACGCGAAUAUGAGACUGUACAGGGCAUCGUAUGCUGCUACUGGACAGCCCCCACUCUUCGGCGAAGGAGCGGACAUGGUAAUCGCGCCUUUCACCAACUGGGACAAAGGAAAAUUCUUCGACGUGGAUUUCAGCGCCGCGGUCGUGAAGGGAGAUGGGGAGACGGCGAGGAAGCACGUUGUGGGUAAGCCAGUCGGGCUUUACACUAUGCCGUCGAUGCAGAUGUUGAGUAUAAGAAACGCGGCGGUUUGUUUGGGCAAAGACCAUGAUGGGAAUUGGUGGUUGGGAGGGACGUAUAGGGAGGAGACGUGGGCGAAUGUGCAGAGGAAGCUGGAGGAAAUGAAGAGAGGGUUAUAUGUAUAG